CUGGGAAAACCGGGAGAGAGAGAAAAUCAGCAAAAAGAAAGCAACCCAAAAAACUUUGUGUCAUUAUUUUUCUGGCGAGUGUUCACAGUCCAGCCCCCCCUCCCUUCCUCCCUCCCCACCACCGCCAUCACCUCCAAACACCGUCUUCGGCCAGACCAGGAAGGCGCUCGGACUCUCCGGGGUUGGGUCUUUUGUUGCUGCAUCCCUCCCCCCAGAGCCUCGGAGCCCAGCCCGGGUCGCGCUGCUGAGAGAGCGCGGUAUAUGGAAGUUGUGGGCUGCAAGGCAGAGGCAGGCAGUUGCACGUUGCGUCCAGGACCGGGAGCCAUGCUUUUCCACGGGAUCUCCGGGGAUCACAUCCAGGGGAUCAUGGAGGAGAUGGAGAGGAGGUCCAAAACGGAGUCGCGCCUGGCGAAGGGCAUGCAGCUGAACGGCAGAGAGUCGACCAUGCCCUCCAUGAGCCCGGAGAAGCCCGCUCUGUGCGCCGGCUGCGGCGGGAAGAUUUCGGAUAGAUACUACCUCCUGGCCGUGGACAAGCAGUGGCACCUGCGGUGUCUCAAAUGCUGUGAAUGUAAACUUGCGCUGGAGUCGGAGCUUACGUGUUUUGCCAAGGAUGGCAGUAUCUAUUGCAAGGAGGAUUACUACAGAAGGUUCUCCGUGCAGAGGUGCGCGCGCUGCCACCUCGGGAUAUCGGCCUCGGAGAUGGUGAUGCGAGCGCGCGACUCCGUGUACCACCUGAGCUGCUUCACGUGCACCACCUGCAACAAGACCCUGACCACGGGGGACCACUUCGGCAUGAAGGACAGCCUGGUGUACUGCCGGCUCCACUUCGAGACGCUGGUGCAGGGCCCGGACUACCACCCCCAGCUCAACUUCGCCGAGCUGGCGGCCAAGGGCGGCGGCCUCGCGCUGCCCUACUUCAACGGGACCGGCACGGCCCAGAAGGGAAGGCCCCGCAAGAGGAAGAGCCCGGCCAUGGGAAUAGACAUACCCAGCUACAACACAGGUUGUAACGAAAAUGACACCGACCACCUGGACCGCGACCAGCAGGCCUACCCUCCAACGCAGAAGACCAAACGCAUGCGGACCUCCUUCAAGCACCAUCAGCUGCGGACAAUGAAAUCCUACUUUGCCAUCAACCACAACCCGGAUGCCAAGGACUUAAAGCAGCUGGCCCAGAAAACAGGCCUCACUAAGAGAGUUCUACAGGUUUGGUUCCAAAACGCAAGAGCCAAAUUCAGAAGGAACGUUUUGCGACAGGAGAAUGGAGGUGUUGAUAAGGCUGAUGGCACCUCACUCCCUCCGCCCUCAUCCGACAGUGGGGCGCUGACCCCCCCCUCCAGCGCGGCCACACUAACAGACCUGACAAACCCCUCUAUCACUGUAGUGACCUCCGUCACCUCUAGUUUGGACAGCCAUGAUUCGGGGAGCCCUUCGCAAACUACCUUGACAAACCUUUUCUAAACGAGCUAUCUCUAGCAAGCUGAUUGUUCUUUUACCUGGUUUUAUUUUUUGAUUAUUUUUUUCAAUUUCCUUUUAGUUUCUUUCCUCGAUUUACAUUUUUAUUUUUUUAAGUGACACCCUUAAAACCAAGCAGAGACAGCUCCUUGGAACAGAAAGUGCUGUACUGUGUACGCAAAAAGGAACAACAAGAGCAGCAACAGCAGCGGCCGCUUUAAAACAGACGGAAAUCAUUCUAAUGUGUAGCAUUCGAAACUGCAUGGCACAUGCAGGGAUUUUGAUUCCUUGGACAUUCUUGGAGUUAAAGGAAUUAGAAAUUUGUCUUGGAUUCCACGAUUCAUUGGAGAAAAAAAAGAAAACACUAAACUUGAAGUUUGUCUGGAAAACUAGACUUUUUGCGUGAUUUGACUUUAUUUGUACAUUUGUAUUGAAACAUGAUCAGCUAAGCCCUUCCUAAUCAUGCUUAAUUGGUAAAAAAAAAUUAAACAAUACCACAAACCUGUAUAUGAAUGCACUGUGUUAGACUAUCCAAUUUAAUUUUUUUUUUUGUUAUGUUUUGGAAUAAUUUGGAAAAAAUAAACUUGUAGAAUGUUCUGUAUAUGGGUAAACCCAGAAAACAGGCUUUAAUUAUUUCCGAAUGUUUCAGCCUAGCAGGCUGAGUUUGAUGGAAUUAGACACUGAAAUAUCUCACAGAGCUACAUGUCAAACAUCUAAAAUUGCAUUUCGAAGCACAGAGGAGCUGCAGCAUUUGUCUGAUUCACAAGCUAACUGUGAUCCAGAGAACAAAUCCAAUCCCACAAUCUGUACAGUGGUAACUGUUCAACAUGUAAUGCAGUCACAUUGGUAGAAACUGUUUGCUAAUUAGAAGUCAACAAGGGGAAUUCAGAUUGGAGAGCAGUUUAUGGGCACUGUUGUAAUCAAUUGUCUUCAUAACAAAGCACUUUUUUUUGGACUUGUAGGUCUCAUAGAUGAACCAUAGUCAGAAGGACAGAGCCUAGUCAAACCUAUCCAUAGAUCCACAGCUAAACUCAAUUGCACAGUGACAACAUACUGCCCAGAGAAAAGUGCAUUAUUGUUCUUAUCAUGUUGCUCAGGGUAAUGAUGUGAUUUUAAAAAGGGAAAAGAAAAAAAAAAAGAGCAGGGGUGAAAAAAAAAAAAUGAAGUGGUUGCGCCGCUUAAGACUUAAACGUGGGAGCUGACAAAAGUGAAAUGAGCUCGGAUGGGUGGAGUCGUGAGAGGCAGCCAGUGGGAAAUCAUUAUCCAUGUGUUCUCCUGUUUGGCCAUAUUUACACUUUCUUUGCUGACACUUGCCACUGAACAGACCAAAAAACAUGUUUCUUCUGGCUGAAAGACAGAGAGAGAAAAGGAAGAGCGAGCAAAUCUUCAAUGGAGUUGAUACAUUUCAUUGUGAGCGUCACAAUUUGUUCUUUUGUAGAACAAAGUGGUACUCUUGAUCUACUUAAUGAAGUAGAUGCCUAACUCAGUUCUACUAUGUGCCUUAUGCUAUAACUUGGGAGAAAGUUUGUGAAAUUCAGGAUAUAUGUGUUCUUUGUUAACUGAUUCACAUCCUUUUGGCGCCUCACUAGUUUUGUACUGUUUUGCAUCUUAUUUCCGAAGAUCUUUUUAUGGUGUAUCCUGUUUAAAAGGGGGCAGCGAUGUCAUAGAAAGCAUUUGUGCACUCUUUCAGAUAUAGUUGGGUAAUCCAAGAACCUUAUAUAUUGAUCUUCGUGUUAAUAGUUGAGUACAGUAAGUGUUCUAUCAAGAUUGUCCAUGUUUCCCUGUUUCUUGAUAAAGAUGGUGUAUAGAAACUAUUUCCCCUUAAAUAUUUAUGGACCAAACGGUUGUUAUAUAUCUUAUUAAAUUUGUGUGAAUAAAAAUAAUUUGCUUUAAACGGGUUUUAUUUUUC
Molecule: messenger RNA, 3364 nt
Organism: Menidia menidia (Atlantic silverside)
Lineage: Eukaryota; Metazoa; Chordata; Actinopteri; Atheriniformes; Atherinopsidae
Source: the annotation of a GenBank genome assembly